GCUCAAGUCAUCUUUGGAUUCUCACAGUCAGCUUGUUUGGUUAAUCAAUUUGGCAAUUAUAUAUUCAGUCAUCUUCUCGACAAAUUAAAUCUAUGAUAUUUCUUCUCCCACAUUUUCAUAGAAUUAUUGUUUUAUCUCCUUGGUGGUUUUCUUUUAUUUUUCCAUUUCUGUGGGGAUAGUUAAUGGCUUUGGUAAUUAUUAGUUGAUCAAAUCCGCAAAUAUUCAGGUGGAUCAUUUCAGUCGUGCCUUGCAAUUGUUUCUUUUGCUCUUUAAAGUUUUUAGUCAGAAUUGUACAUAUCUUGUGAUUUAAUUUUGUACACGAAUUUCUCAUUUUUCGAUACCGAUGGUGUAAUGGCUUUGCUCUGAUUCUUGUAUCCUGAUGUUGAAACAAUCUUCCUCUUUCUUAUAACAGGUAAUUGGUUUUUGUAAUCCGUUCAUUUAGAGCUAAACACUAGUUUUUUAGAUCCAAAUGUGCCAUGUUCGCGGUAUCGAGUUGUGGAUACUACGUGAAACAUUUUCGAUGUGGGAUUUCAUACUAUGGUUCCUUAAUGGAUCAUUGCUUGUGAAUGUCUAUCUUGGAAAAUUAGUGAGAACAGCAGCUUCUCUUUAAUCGCAGCAUACUUUGUGAGUUUGCAGGUACAUCACCUUCCCUUGCUCAGAAGAUAGAUUUUAGUCCCAGAUAAUCGGAUGGAGAUAAUCGAUGGGAUGCAGGAACAUUUACGACCUGGAGACCAUAUCUCGAUCGAAAUCACUCACCCGAGCAGCUCUCUUGUGUCUUCAAUCAAAGAGAAGAUGGAGGAUUUCUCCUCUUCGAUAAGCAUCGCUCUAGUCCCCGAGAAUAUAGCCAAGGAGAACAGGAGGGCGUACAUCCCCGAAAAGCUCUCAAUCGGGCCAUUCCAUCGUGGGAACAGAGCCUUUAAGAACAUGGAGGGCCAGAAGUGGCGCUACGCAUUCGCUCUCCUGAACAGGAAACCGAACCUCGAACUGGAGUCGACCAUAGACAAGUGCAUGAAGGCAGUCCAUGAAUUAGAGCACCGGGCAAAGAGGUGCUACUCCGACAUCAAACUCCCAGGGAAUGAAUUCGAGGAAAUGUUGCUAGUCGAUGGUAGCUUCAUCAUAGAGCUCCUCAUCAAGUACUCCAACAAGAGCCUCCGGCGAAGAGGAGACCCGAUCUUCGGCACUCCUGGCAAGCUAUUCGACCUGAGGUGCGACAUGGUGCUGCUCGAGAAUCAGAUUCCAAUGUUUGUCCUCCAGAGGUUGUUCCAGGUCGUGCGGGCCCCGGAACAGUGCGAGCAGUCCUUAUCCGAUCUACUUUACCGGUUCUUUAGGAACAUGAUUCCGGGGGAGCCCCGGAAUCUCCGGGAGAAGUUCAACGACGAAGCUCAUCAUUUCCUUGACCUGAUUCAUAACUGCUUGAUCCCGACGGUGUCAUAUCCUAUAGGCACGAAACCACAGGAUGAAACUGAAACCAUUCCCUCUCCUGCGGGUAAGGGAAUAAAACCGGCGAGGGAGCUGAAAAGGGCCGGGGUCAAAUUCAAGUGCAGAGCUAACAAUGCGAGCUUAUUGGACAUAGAUUUCAAGAAUGGCAUGCUCCAAAUUCCUCCCCUGGUGUUAAAUCAAUCCACGGAACGGCUCUUCAAGAACCUCGUCGCGCUAGAGCAGACUCGGUGCGUUAACCUCCCCUGCGUCUCCUCUUAUGUCCGUUUGAUUCACUGCCUUAUAAGCUCGGAGAAGGACGAGAAACUCCUAGAGGAGGUCGGGAUCGUGACGAACCUCCUAGACAAAGAUGUACGAGUUUCCGGCUUGUUUAGGGAUAUUUGCGAGGGAGUAACUGUGGAGGAGGACUUCCAUUAUGAGGGGCUAUGUGAUCAAGUGGAAGAGUACUGUGAAGCCAAGAAGAGGAAGUGGAAGAAAUUGAAGAGGAAACGGAAGAACCGGAGCCCUGGCGCAGUUGCCAGUUUGGGUUCGGGUUCCAGUUCGGUUCUCGUGGUCGCGGUUCUGAUCCUGGUUUUCACAGCCCUUGGGGCUAUGUUUUCUGCACUUUCAUUCUUUCUGCAUCGUAACUAGCUAGGGCGGAAAAUUGAGCCGAUCGCCCUUGAUUUUUUUCCUCCCACAAAGAAUGAUGUUAUGUUACUUUUCGAGUUAUCUGAACAUUACAGGGAAAAAAAAAUGUUAGUCUACGAUGUUGUUUAUCAUACCCUGGCGUGAACA
This is a messenger RNA of Punica granatum (pomegranate), 2211 nucleotides long. The record is from RefSeq and is a predicted model, not a curated record. NCBI's taxonomy places the organism in Eukaryota, Viridiplantae, Streptophyta, Magnoliopsida, Myrtales, Lythraceae.